ACAAUGGAAUGUGGCACAUGGUACAAUGCGGGCGUUGCUGGUAUGUUCUAUGUAUUCUGAUAUAUACAAAACCGGGUGAAGAGAAAAGUUUUUUGUUUAUGUAAUAACGAAAAAUAUGUAAGGUUUAAGCUGUUCAUUGCAAACAUAACCAAAAAUUUAGGUUGUUCAAUCAUGUAAUACAAAGUCUUAACAGCUAAAAUGAAAUUUUUUUUAUUAAGUCAUAAAAUUUUACUAUCAUCAUAUUUUUGUGUUGUUUGUGGGUAUUUGAAUUUAUAUUUGAGUCUUCCCGAAGUUCAGAGAUUGCUGGGUUUACAUGCUGAACUUUUCUAUAUCCGAAAAGGAGUAAUAAAUGAUUAUGCCUUGAACUUCGUUGUUCUAAUUCCAUCCAAUGUCGAUUCUCUACAUUUCACUUGGGAAACUUUAACACCAGGACAUCAGGUGCAUUAUUCACUUCAAGUCUACACAUCAAAUCCUGUUGCCCUUCCACCUCCUAAGUUCAAUAUAUCAGACUUCGGCGUAAUUCCAAACUCAGUUCAAACUUUUCAAAUUACCUUGCCAUGUUCGGGUAUCGUAGAAGCUGAAGUAAUGAUCACAAUCAAAAUUAAUAUAACUUUUUCACCGGAAAACGUUACAACACUCACUUUUCAAAGGAAAAAAGUUUGUCUAGAAUUAGUUAAAUCAACUACUUAUAUUUCUAUGGACUCAGUGCCUCAAUUUACGAAUUCUGCAAAUAUUUUUUAUAUAGCGGUUUGCUGUGCCAUUUUACUUAUUUUAAUUCUAGCAUUCGUUGUUAUUUCAUAUUAUAUUAAAGAUAACAAAACUAGAAGAACGACUGAGAAUGGUAGUGGACCAACUACAUCGACAACAACGUUUUUGGCAGCUUUGCCUAGGAGUAGUGUGAAUGCUUCUUCCUAUGGUAGUUUUAGAAGAAUGCCCAGCUAUUCACUUAUUGAUGAGAGGUCUAAGGAUUUACAAGAUAAAGUCACAGAACUCUCAGUACAACGAUGCAGAGUUCGACUGAGUAGUAUAAUUCUUGAAGGUACUUUUGGAAAAAUAUAUCACGGCUCGUACACCACAGAAGAAGGAAAUGAAGAAACUGUUAUAGUGAAAACAGUUACAGACCACGCUAGUGAAGUACAGAUCUCACUUUUAUUGCAAGAAGGAAUGUCUAUGUAUGCUUUGAAUCAUAAGAAUAUAUUGAGCAUUCUAAGAGUUUCGGUCGAAGAACACAUGGCUCCAUUUUUGCUGUAUCCAUACAAAAAUUACACUAAUCUCAAAUUGUUCCUACAAAAAUGUAAAGUCUCUUCUGAGGGAGUUCAUCACACUUUAACCACACAAGAAGUGGUUGACAUGGCAUUGCAAAUUAUUCAGGCCAUGCAAUAUUUGCAUAAAAAGCAUUUAUUGCAUAAAGAUUUAGCUGCUCGCAAUUGCUUGGUUGAUGACAAAUUAAAUGUAUUAGUUGCUGACAACGCUUUAUCUAGAGACUUGUUUCCUUCAGACUAUCACUGUCUGGGUGACAACGAAAAUAGGCCUGUUAAAUGGUUAGCUAUUGAGAGCCUCCUCCAUAAAAGUUUUUCACCGAGCUCUGAUGUAUGGUCAUUUGGAGUAUUGCUGUGGGAACUUACCACCCUUGCUCAGCAGCCCUACGUAGAGAUUGAUCCUUUUGAAAUGGCGGCUUAUUUAAAAGAUGGUUACCGUCUUGCUCAACCGAUUAAUUGCCCAGAUGAAUUAUUUGCAGUAAUGGCUUAUUGUUGGGCAAUGAGUGCUGAAGAGAGACCUAACUUUACACAACUACACGUAUGUUUGCAAGAAUUUUAUGCACAAUUGACUAGAUAUGUGUGAGCAAAAAUGUAUUUAUAAUUUUUUGGUAGUGACAAAAUUACUAAAAUCUGAUUUAUUAUAAAUGCAGGGCGAUUCCAUAGUUAAGUAUAAUUUUGUUAUAUAUCUGUUACUCAAAGCAGAAAUAAAAGAGAAUCAAAACAUAGAUGCCAUUAUAUACAAUAAUGGUCAAAACUUGUAAGAUAUCAGUGAAGUUGGUGAAUUAUCUCUGCUAAAAACAUAAUUAAGGUUAAUUGUAAAACAACAGACAUACCCAAAAAUGAUCAGUGAGUUUAUAGAAAUGAACAAAUACAACUACACUUAUAAAAUCAAAGAUAAUGAGCAGACAGGAAAGGAAGCAUAUUAACACAAUAAAUUAUUAUUAAAAAUAAGAAAUAUUUUUAACAUAUUUUCUAAAAAUCUAUAUAUGGGGAUCCCACAACACAUUAGAAGUAAAGUUACACCAUCCAAUUGUAUAAUAUGAGGAAGCAAAUUACAGAUGCUGAAAACCAUACUGUAAAAUAACAAGAGUACUAUAAUAUCAAUAAAAAAUUUGUGCCAUUGCAAGACAAAUCAUAUAAAAACCUUCUAACAGUCAGACACAAGUACAUCUAUAAAAAGGUGAAACCUAUGCCAGUGUAACCAGUGGCAACUCAAAUCAAAACGAUGUUUAUGUUUCUAUAUAGUCUUGAUUUUAGGUCUCUUCUGAUUGAAAAUUUUUUUAAAAAAAGGUCUAAAUUUAACGAUUUGACCUAUUGCGGUCUUUAUCAAAAAAUUACUUGGUAUUGACAACUUGCAACAUUAUAUUGAUUAAUAGAUCACCUACAACAUGAAUAUCAAAGAAGAAAUCUGUUUUAACUACAAUAAUUUCAUUUUUUUCCAGUUGUCAUUUCCCAAAAAUAAUUAAAAGCUAUCAAUUGAAUUUUGUAGUUGCAUUGAAAUUUAUGAAAUAGAAAUAUUGAUUCUACUUAAAUUGUUCAGAUCGCCUAUAUCAUUGACAACUCUCGUUCCUAUGUAUGUAAAUCAUUUCUAAAAAUUCUCUUUUUCCUGUAUUUGUUACCGUUUUAGAAUAAUUUAAUUUUUAUAAAUGAUAUUUCAUGGUUUGUUAAUGCAAUUUUAUUUUUUUUAACGUAUUGAUGGCCUUUUAAUCUAUUAUCUAAAUACUGUGAUGUCUGUCCUAUGCAAACAGCAUAACAAUCAUUAUAAGGCACUCGAUGUAUAUUACAUAUUUUUUUUUAUUUUACUUUGGUAAAAUAUUUGAACAAUGUAUUAUGUCCUUACACAUAUAGCCAGGAGAAGUGCAUCAAUAGAAAAUAAUUGUCUUGAAAAACUGAUAAAAAUAAACAUAUACUACAAUUAAAUAAAAAACAAAACAAAAGCCAAGAAUAAAAACGUUAACCUCUUGUAUGUAUAUAGAUAAUAUUAUUUUAUCUCUUUCAUAUAUUGAAAUUAAUAAUUUACUGUUCAAGAGUUUCUAUCCUCAUAUACAAUUCACUGUAGAAGAGGAGAAUACUGAAAACUCUUUACCUUUUAAUGACACUAAAUUUUUUAGAAACAAAGAUAUUGAAAUUUUAAUUGACUGGUAUAAGAAACCAAUAAAUUCUGGAAGAUAUAUCAAUUAUCAUUCAAAUCACCCACGUAACACUAAGAUUAAUUUAAUCCAACAGAUGAAAAAUAGAGUUCUUGAAAUUUCUGAUCUAAUAUUACAAAAGAAAAAUCUCAAAAUACUUCAAUAACUUUUUCAUGAAAACUCAUACCUUUUGAAAACAUUACUACUUUUGACUUGUGUGAAUCAUCAUUUUUGGUUUUGAUUUAUUUUGUGAGCUUUUUGUGUCUACUCUAUUUCUCUUAUUUAUUUUCAAGUUCAUCUAAGUUUCAUUACCAGACUGGUUGUUUGUGAGUGAUUUUAAAAUUUGUUAUUUGUUGUUGAGAAACAUUCUUACCAACGUUACUAAUACCAAUUGUUGUCUUCGGCGCAAAAGAUGAUAUUUUGAAUUUUAUAAAAUUUAGGUGUAGUAAACUUUUUAUUUAGGAUCGUGUGGAAGAGAAUUAAUUUACCAUCUUUGCUCUCUCCCUCAAUACCCAAAAGACGACUUCGCUAAAGUGAUUUUUUUCUCAUUCUUAGAGUUUUUGUUUUUCUAAGGGAUAUGAUUUUGUUAAAUAUUAUGCUUAGGUUGAAGUCGCAAAAAUGUUUCUUAUGUUUUUCAAAAUUUUCACGUAAAUUAGUUCCCAUUUUAUUUAAUUUAAAUUCUAGUAUGUAUAAGCUUUUGCUUUCAAUUCCUUUAGCUAUAAGUUUAUUAUUUUUGUAAAUAAAACAUUAUCUUUUUUUAAAAAUAAUUUUCAGACCUGCGCUUUCCAGCUUUCUAUCGGAGAAUAAGUUAUGGGCUAAAUUUUUAACAUAUAAAACAUUUUUGAUUUGUACAGUUUCGCCAGUUUGCAAAACACAUCAAUUGAACCUACAUGUGUAAAUUUUUAAGUUUCAUUACCUUUAGCUACAUUAAUUAGGAUUUGAUGUUGAGGUAUACAUACUUUUAAGAAUACACUUAUAUCAUUUAUUAGAUGAUCUGUUGCACCCGAGUCUAUAUACUAUUUAACUAUGUUAUUACUACAAGUAGUGUUCAAAGUCUUUCCAGAAGUUAUAAAUGUUAUGCUAUCACUUUCCUCUGUUUUUUAAACCAACAUUGGCUCCUUGUACGAGGAUGUAUUGAUAUCUAGUUAGCUUAGACCAGUUCCAUGCAUAAAGAAAAUAUUGCUUUACCAUAGCAACGAAAAAUAACUUAUUAGAAGUGUCAGUGUAAAGUUUGACGUCAAAAAAGUAAACCAGAAUUACGCAAUAAAUUAAAAGAAAAAAGAUGUCCAUCGAAAUUGUGAAAAUCGAAAAAUUGGAGUAUCGAGCUAUCAUCAAGUACCUGUAUUUAAAAGGGUUAAGGGGUAAGCAGAUUUAUAAAGAUGCUUAAUACCCCUGGUGAUUAAUGUCCUUCGUAUGCGACCGUGAAAAAUUGGACUGCAAGCUUCAAAAAAGGUAAAUUUUCCAUUGAAGAUGAUGACCGAUCGGGAACGCCAGUUUCUGUGUCAGUCCCCGAAAAUAAUCGAUGCAGUUCACGACAUGAUUUUAUCAGACCGUCGAAUUGGGCUAAAACGGAUAUCUGAAGCACUGAAUAUUUCAUACGAACGCGUUCAUCAUAUAGUUCACGUCAAUUUGGACAUGAGAAAAAUUGCUGCAAAAUGAAUCCCCAAAUGUUUGAAUGUUGACCAAAAGCGUGCAAAGCUAGAAGCAUCGCGUUCGAUCUGUACUCGAUUUGAAAAGGAUGUAGACUUCUUAAAUCGAAUUGUUACUAUGGAUGAGACUUGGGUACAUUUCUACAAUCCAGAAACAAAGUAACAAUCCAUUGAAUGGCGCCACUCUGGUUCUCCAAGACCUAAGAAGUUUCGUGUCCAAAAAUCUGCUGGAAAAGUUCUUGCUUCAGUUUUUUGGGAUUGCCAUGGAGUAAUCAUGAUUGAUUUUUUAGAUAAGGGUAGAACAAUAACUGGAGAUUACUAUUCGACAUUACUGACCACUCUACAGAAAAAAAUAAAGAGAAAAGACGCUGAAAGCUAUCCAACGGUGUUUGGUUUUUGCAGGACAACGCCCCUACGCACAAAUCUCAUGUUGCCAUGCAAAUGAUUUAGUGUUUGAAUUACUAGAACACUCCCCUUAUUCACCACUCUUUCCUGAGUGUAAUUUUGUUUGUAAUUGCUUGUAUAAGCCACUAACAUGUAUGAAUUGUUGUUUGUUUGUGAACUAUUUCCCUUUAUUUUAUGAUCUAACAAAAUCCAAUUUCAAUUUUGAAGAGUCCAUAGUUUCUAAUGCAGUUACAAUUGUAUUAUAACUUCUUAGUAACGUCAGAAGUAGAUGGCAGACGAUGUCUAUUUCCUCAAGAGUAGCACCUACAGACUUAAGUUUUCUGAUCGUUUCUUUAAACUAGGUACUAGUUUCAUAGUAGCAGCUAUGCCUUUUCUUUGAAAAACUGACACUAACGCUUUGCACACCUAAAAAGCCGUUUUUUAUCCUUCACGUAUUCAAGUUGCAAGUUUGAGAUGCACCGCACAAUUAUUGAUUUACAUUGUUUGUCGAAGACUUUGUCAUCAAAUGGUUUUAUUUCAAUUUUUUCAUUGUUUAUACCGGCCAUUUUAUUCUUCACUUUGUACCUUCCCCAUUUUCAUCAAAAACUUCAAUGUAUGUUUUUGUUAUUCUGGGCCUAUAACCUGUUGAGCAGUGAACCAUAGAAGUUUAUUUUAUAUUUUUUUGAAUAAAAAUGCUACUGAUGAACUGAAGUUAAUCUUUAUUCUAGUCACUAGACAUGUUCUUAUUCAUACCUUAACAUUACAUCUUAUUCAUUACAGGAAGUAACACCUGACAUAUGUCAAACAAUAAAGAACACAGAAUACAAACUUAUAAUUUCAUUGUCUCAACUACAGGAGAAAAUGUAUCAACUUGAUCAAUACCUUCUCGUUGAACAAAACCUCUAGCAACUAAUCUUGCUCUGUAGCAUACAAUUCCAUCACUAUUUAUCUUACGUUUAUACACCCACUUGUUGUUGACUACCAUACAUUUUUGUGUAGGAUGAACCAAAUCCCAAGUUUCAUUCUCAUCAAAUGAACGGAGCUCAUUUUCCAUUGCUUUCUUCCAUUCCACACCAUCUGAUCUGGAAAAUGCUUCCUUGACUCUUAUAGGAUCAAUGUUUAUGCUGGUAGCUUGGUUCACAUUUGUUUUUAUACAAUCUUUGACAUCAGAGCACAUAUAUGUCGCAUACUCAUAUUUUUUUACCUUCUGUGUCUGACGUAAAUUCUAAUUUUUCUGGAUUUUCAAGUAAUUUGAGUUAUCAAUUUCUUUAGUGUACUCCCCAUUUUUCAUCCUCUGAUUUUUAAAAUCUUUGUUUUCAUUUUUUGAUAAAUUUUGCUCGUAAUCUUAUUUUUAUCAAAGUUUCUUUCUCUUUUUUAAUAUUUUCCAUUACUACUACAUCUCUACUUAUAAUAAUGGAGUUAGUCUGUGGAUUGAACAAUCGGUAUCCCUUGACUGUUUCACCGUAACCUAUCAAAAUCAUUUUCUUAGACUUUCUGUCAAUUUUUUUUCUUUUACUUUUGGUUAAGUGUACCAUUACAGUGGAACCAAUUAUUCUUAAAUAACUUAAGUUUGGUUUGACACCACUUAACACAAAUUUCAUAUGGUGUAUUGUCAGUUGAUCCAGAUGCUAUCGAUCUAUUCCGAAGAUAGGCUGCGGCUUCAUCCCAAAACUUUUUCUCAAGAUUUCCAUCGAACAAUGGCUUCAUCUAUCCUAUUCAUCAUUUCACUUAAACCAUUUUGCUCUGGUGUGUACGGAUUUGAGGUUUGAUUUGGUAUACCAUUGUUCUUAAGAAAUUCUUCAAUAACUCCUUGGCCCUUGUACCAAUAUGGUUAAAUGAUGGACCACUUUAUUUUCCUUUCUUAACAGACAAUGCAGUUUCCUUUUUCUAUCCUGCCUUCACAAACUAGUCCAUCAACUAUACCACUAUUCAUUUUAUUUAAUUCUGUAAAAUUGAUGUGCUCUACCUUCUGUGCCAUGUUUUAGCAGUCACUAAACAACAUCAUUCUAUCUUGCUUGGUCUAUGAACAUUCAGUUUGUAAACAUUGUCAAAUAAAUCAGCUGUAGUUAUUGAACAAUUGUUUUGAUUGACAAUUCUGCAAAAACAACAGAAUUUCGAUUUUUAAUGAGCUGACUCACUGAUAUAAGAUUUGUUGUCAGUUGAGGAACACAAACAGCAUUUUUUAUAAUAAUAUCAGUUGUUCACCAAUUUUUGAUUGAUUAUUUACCUUUUCCAUACAUGUCACUGGUACUUUGUUAAUGUUAUUAUUUCUUAAAGCUUACUUUGUUUUGAGUCUUCAAUUGUACUUUCAAGCACUGUAAAAUGUGCACUGGCCCCGAAGACUAUACACUAAAUGCAUUUUUAACAUUUUUGUCACCGGUAUUUUGUUUUUUUUUUUUUUGACCAACUUGUUAACAACCACAACACCUAACGUCAUUUAGAUAUUUUACAGUUGGAAUUUUAUAUGAUCAACUAGUAGCGUUGCCAUAUCUGCCCGUUUGUAUGAUUUUUCGUCGGUGGUUAAGGCUAUUCCAGAUUGUUCUAUAGCCAUUAUCGUGGAUUAAAAUUUUUUAGACAAUCCUGCAAUCAAAAGAGAUCCAAUUUACUCAUUUAAAUUUUUUAACUAUUUCAACAAGUUGAUCACUUAAGAGGCCAGUCACAGUUUGCCAAACGCAAUGAUAUAAAACUUAGUAACAAACUUAUGCGUCUCGUGAAUCCAGAAUCAUCAAACAACUCUUUGAGUUUGUCCCACGGGUCUUCUUCCCAUCUAUGCAAUCAUGGAGAUUGCACAUAACUAGAAAAUUUUCCGCAGCAAAUGUCCACUCACUGUAGUUUUCUCUUUCUAAUAGCUUAUGAAAACUUUCAAUACAAUUCUUUGCCGUCAUUUUCACUUAAAAAUCACGAAUUCCGCAACUUUCCUGGUUUCUUUUUCAUACACGCCACGCUCCUGGGCCCAUAACCUGUCAAAUACCAAAGUGUGCCCUAUUUAAUAUUAUCAUAUUCUGAGCUUUCGAAUACUUACUUUUUUAUGUCUCAAACAUACUGAUUUCGAUUUAAAAUAUUUAUUUUUUCACCUUAUUUUGAGAUAAUAUCGAAAAUUCUCUUUUUUCAUUUAAAUCUCUACUUUCUGAUGGUGUCAAAAAAACCACAUUAUUAUAGUAAUUUUUUUCAGAAAAUGCGAUUUUUUUUAAUCAUUAUGUACAAUUUUUACUUAUUUAAUAAAAUUUUAAGCAAUGUUACAUUGAUAAACACAAGUAAUUAAAAUAUUAAAUCUCAUAAAUAACUUAAAAAUGUACGUAAUAAUUAAAAAAAUAUUUCGGAUUCGAAUUUUCUAUUGAAAAUUAGGGUACUUACUCAAUAUUAUAUCAAAGUAAGGUAAAAAAAUAAAUAUUUUAAAUAGUAAAAUUACACUGUGCUCGGAAAAGUUAAGUUUUUACCAAAUUUCGUAAAAAAACAAACAAAAACCCGCUUAUUUGAAUUUUUUACUUGAAUUUCGAGGUUAUGUGAAAAAAGUGUGCAUGAAAAAGUUUUUUUCUACCUACAAGUAGUUUUACCUUAAAUUGGAUAAAACGUUUUUUACCUUCAAAAACUCCUUCCAGUUCUAGACCUCAUAUCAGCAUAAAUUAUGUUUCCUUCCAUCUUUAUAACAGUCUCUUUCUUACUUAAUUUUUUAUCAAAAUAAGAUAACAAAAAAAUAUAUUUAAAUAUAAAAAUUAUAAAUCGUUGGAACAUCCAUUUGGAGAAAAAAAAAUGUUAAGGAAUGGUUCAUACAUAAAAAUAAAAAAUCUAUCAAUGAUUGAAAACUAAGUUCGAAUUUUUGGAACCAUGGGUGAUCACACCAACACUCACGAGUAAACUUACCUACCUGUGUUCAGAAUGACUGAAAAUUCAUCAUUCUAUUUUAUAUAUUUUAAUGUAAUUAAAAAUAAUUUAUAUUGAUAAUUGCUUCUCUUUCUAACUUGAAAUUUGAAUAUCAACAAUUAAAGAUAGAAAAUGUUGGUGAAUUUAGAAGUAUUGUAUUUGUAUAUUCUUGGAUAUCUAUCAUUUAUUCUAUGCGUAGGUCUAAACGUCAAAACUCUUUCGUAUAAAUAAACGUGUUAUUUAAUAAAAUAGACCCAAAUCAAGAUCAAUCAUUCACAAGAAUAUACAAAAAAGGUCUAAAAUUGAAGAAAUUAUUGGUACAAAACUUCAAACAUAUGGCUAAAUAAUUAAUACAUUGUUCAGUUUUAAACAUUCAUCGAGAAAUUUAUAAAUUUAAUGUAAUUUACAAUACAUGAAAAUUUUGUUCAUACAGAAAUAAUUUUGAAUAAAGUAUGACUUAAACAGUCAUUGUUUAUUUGGCGUAAGAAAAUAAAAAUUUGUAAAUUUGACAUUCGUUUCUAAAAAGAAAACUUUUAUUUUAAUUACAAAAGUGUUUUUACUACUAGACAAAAACUGAAAAACUAAAAUAUUAUCAUGAACAGCUAACAAAAAGAUAAGUGUACAAUUCUAAGUAAUAUAUAUUAUAUUUUAUAGGUGUUAGCAAACCUUCGGCGCAUAACUAGGAAUUAGUUUUUUGUAACUAAUAAGUUGAUUAAAAUAAGCAACCAUAUUAUUCAUCUAAAUUUCACUUAAUCAUAUAUUAUUAGUAAUUUUUUCACAAAAAGUUCUUAAAAUUAAUUCCUGUUUCAAAUUCGGAGAAAUCUUAUGUAAUUAUGAUCUGAAUAUUUGUACAAGUAUGUAGUAGACGGAAUAAUUCAGAAGAAAUUCUUUUAAUAUGUAUGUUCUUGUAUCUUAUAUGUUUCGAUCGGUUCGAACUUUUGAGAUUGAUAAUACUUAAGGUCCUAUUGUUCAAAUUUCCGGUAAUUUUUACUCCAAUAUUAGUAAUCAAACUAUUUGCCCAUAACUUUUUGCCUAUUUUUACACUUGUUUGAAAUUUUGAUGGAAAUUGUGGUGAAAAUUUAUUCUCAAAAUUUUCAUUAUCGAAAAGUAGUUAUAACUAAUUACCAUUGUAUUGUGGCAUUUUAUUUGAAAUUAUUGAAACUAUCCGGAUUCGACUAUUUUGGUUUGUCUACAGAUAUGGAAGACCUCGCCUACGAAAGAGUAAGCUUAAGGAUAAAUAACUGACAGUUGUUAACUUUUGUUGCAUGCAUACAUUUUCUGUGGCAGCGCUAAUCUCGUUGCUUAAUAGCCACAACUUAUUUUUAUUCUUCAUUGCCAUACGGUUACUAUUUAUUUUAUUCAUUACAUUUUUUUUUACAAUGGAUAUUUAGAUUUUACCUUAUGGCUAAGAUUCUUUCUAAAUUUCUUAACUUAUUCCACAAAACAAACAGGUUGCAUUUCUAGGCAAACAAGUUAACUAUUGAGAAUGUAUAACUGAUAUUUCAGAAAGUUUCUUGAAUUUUUAAGCUAAUUAGUUUUAUUGACAAUAGCUAUUCUUGCAUUCGAAUUUUAUAGAAUAAUUUUCAGCUCAUGAAAUAUAUUUUUAUAUGAAGAAUAUUAAAACGUUUGCGAAUUGUGUAUUUUUUUUUAUUAUCCCCUCAUUUGCAUGAUAAAAAAAUUAAAGUUUGGUCAAAUAUCGAGAAAUGCAACUCUAUCAUAUUAUUUGGUU
Messenger RNA from Diorhabda sublineata, 11011 nucleotides. RefSeq names its product tyrosine-protein kinase Drl (gene dnt). The record is from RefSeq and is a predicted model, not a curated record. Gene Ontology annotation, cellular component: signaling receptor complex. Lineage: Eukaryota; Metazoa; Arthropoda; Insecta; Coleoptera; Chrysomelidae. Gene Ontology annotation, molecular function: protein tyrosine kinase activity; ATP binding. The coding region runs from base 199 to 1842 and encodes 547 amino acids. Gene Ontology annotation, biological process: positive regulation of kinase activity; cell surface receptor protein tyrosine kinase signaling pathway; axonogenesis. The transcript is spliced from 6 exons.